Molecule: messenger RNA, 1327 nt
Organism: Ceratotherium simum simum (southern white rhinoceros)
Lineage: Eukaryota; Metazoa; Chordata; Mammalia; Perissodactyla; Rhinocerotidae
Source: RefSeq, a predicted model, not a curated record
AUGACGGCCGAGAGCGGGCCGCCGCCGCCGCCGCAGCCGGAGGCGCUGGCGGCCAUGAAGGAGGAGCGCGGCGAGGCGGGGGCCGGGGUCCCGGCGGAGGCUGCGGGGCGCGGCGCGGGCGGCCGGCGCCGCAAGCGCCCCCUGCAGCGCGGGAAGCCGCCCUACAGCUACAUCGCGCUCAUCGCCAUGGCCAUCGCGCACGCGCCGGAGCGCCGCCUCACCCUGGGCGGCAUCUACAAGUUCAUCACCGAGCGUUUCCCCUUCUACCGCGACAACCCCAAAAAGUGGCAGAACAGCAUCCGCCACAAUCUCACGCUCAACGACUGCUUCCUCAAGAUCCCGCGCGAGGCCGGCCGCCCGGGCAAGGGCAACUACUGGGCGCUGGACCCCAACGCCGAGGACAUGUUCGAGAGCGGCAGCUUCCUGCGCCGCCGCAAGCGCUUCAAGCGCUCGGACCUCUCCACUUACCCGGCCUACAUGCACGACGCCGCCGCCGCCGCCGCCGCCGCCGCCGCUGCCGCUGCCGCCAUCUUCCCGGGCGCGAUGCCCGCUGCGCGCCCGCCUUACCCGGGCGCCGUCUAUGCAGGCUACGCCCCGCCAUCGCUCGCCGCGCCGCCCCCCGUCUACUACCCCGCUGCGUCGCCAGGCCCGUGCCGCGUCUUCGGCCUGGUGCCUGAGCGGCCGCUCAGCCCAGAACUAGGCCCCGCGCCGUCGGGGCCCGCCGGUUCCUGCGCCUUUGCCUCGGCCGGUGCCCCUGCCUCUACCACCGGCUACCAGCCCGCCGGCUGCCCGGGGGCCCGACCCGCCAACUCCUCUGCCUAUGCGGCCGCCUACGCGGGCCCCGACGGCGCGUACCCGCAAGGGGCCGGCAGUGUGCUCUUCGCGGCAGCUGGCCGGUUGGCAGGGCCCGCCUCGCCCCCCGCGGGUGGAAGCAGUAGCGGCGUCGAGACCGCAGUGGACUUCUAUGGGCGCACAUCGCCCGGCCAGUUUGGAGCGCUGGGGCCCUGCUACAAUCCUGGUGGGCAGCUCGGAGCGGGUAGUGGAAGCGCCUACCAUGCUCGCCACGUGGCCGCCUAUCCUAGCGGGGUGGAUCGGUUCGUGUCCGCCAUGUGAGCCGAGCAUACGAUAGAAAAUUCAUAGAUACCUCGGCCGUCCACACGAACUGUUUCCCCGAGACCCGAGGACAGGACUGGAGAGAGCACCGAAUUGAGGGCCACGUGGAAGGGACCCAGCGCGCAGGAGAGGCGCAACCUCCCGGUGCACCGCGUACACACCCGGUUCAGUCAGUAAAUGGGAGGAGGUGGGGAGAGGCAGCCGCGGCCCGGCA